AUGCGCAAUUCAGUUUCACAAUUUUUCUUUCUACACCUCUUCCCGUUGAUUCUGAUGGCGUUGUUGUCCCACUGCACUCGCCGUUUCAUCUCAAACCCUUCCUUCAAAACAGCUCUUAGACCAAUCAAUCAUUCCCCUCUUCUCAACCCAACUGUGCCGCAGCGGGCAUCCCCACUGUUUAUCAGAACUUUUGUGUACCAACUAGGAGGCGUGCAGUCACUUUUGCCUCUACAUAGUGUAGUGGCCACUGCAAGAUUGGUGUCUAGUCUUAGUAUUAAUUCAAGGAGUUGUGAUGCUCUUUCACUGGCUACCCUCUGCUGCAACUACCCUGGACCCUAA
Sphenostylis stenocarpa is the source of this 339-nucleotide messenger RNA. The record is from the annotation of a GenBank genome assembly. NCBI's taxonomy places the organism in Eukaryota, Viridiplantae, Streptophyta, Magnoliopsida, Fabales, Fabaceae.